AUGGAAAAACAUCUCAAAGAACUGCAGCUACUAUCCAGUACUAAUCCACACACUGCACCUUCUUCAUCACAGGCUUCAUCCUGGCAGUUGGAUUCGUCGACUAAAUUCCGAUCACGGGAUCACUACGAUGGUCCAUCACUAGACCUUCAAUUGUCAAUAAGUGUCACCCCACUCAAGCCACCAUCAGAUUGUGUUGUAAUAAGGAGAGUUAAAGAUUAUAAUGAUGUGAAGAAGUUUGAUUCUAGCAAUGUUGAGGCCUUGAAAUGGCACGCGGCGGAGCAAAUUCGACUGGCGGCAAUGGAAAAGGCUCAUGCGGAGCAUGUGAGGGAGCUUUCGAGGAGAGAAAUGGAGAUGGCCGAGUCUGAAUUUGCUCGUGCUCGGGCCCUAUGGGAACGAGCACGAGAAGAGGUUGAGAAGGCUGAGAAAAUGAAGGAAAAGGCCGUUGGAAAGAUGGAUUCCAGAUGCUUGGAAAUCACUUGCCAAUCUUGGCUCUCUUAUCUCUUCCUUUUUCGAGCUCAGGUCAUGGAAGUAAAAAUUGAGGCUUCAAGUCCCAUAUGCCGGAUUGAUAGAAGUCGCCCCUAUGUUAUCAAUCUAGUUCCCGACUUCCCUCUAUGCCUAGAUGCUGUCGAUGAUCCACCUACGGAUGAAUUACCGGGCUUAUAUCUUAGGCUUCUCGAAUGA
Messenger RNA from Fraxinus pennsylvanica, 681 nucleotides. NCBI's taxonomy places the organism in Eukaryota, Viridiplantae, Streptophyta, Magnoliopsida, Lamiales, Oleaceae. The record is from the annotation of a GenBank genome assembly.